GUAAGUUUUACUGUGGAGGGUUGCCUCAUGAAUGAAAAGUAAAUAUGACUAAGAGGGUUGGCUACAAACUGGGCACUUUGCCAGUGACAUACUUAGGGAUCCCACUUAUUCCUGGUAAACUCUCAGCUAAAGCAUGUCGGUUAUUAAUUGAUAGAAUUAUAUGAAGAAUAUAGAGUUGAGGAUCAAAGUUUUUAGCUGUGCAGGUAAACUGCAGCUAGUCAUGUUAGUCCUAUACAUCUUGGCUUAAUUAUGGAUGGGAAUUUUUAUCAUGCCAAAGAAUGUGAUCAAGGAGAUAGAGAAGCUUUGUAGUGACUUCUUGUAGGGAGUAGGAGCUAAAUGAAAUAGAUAGCAGUGGUAGCUUAGAGUAAAAUCUGUUAACCUACAAAAUAAGGGGUAUAGGACUUCGUGAUCUUUAUACCGCGAAUUAAGCUUGUGUUGUGAGGCACAUUUGGGACUUACUGAUCAAGCAAGGCUCUUCGAGGGAUCUCAUUCUUUUGGUGGACGAGGCUAUGUCCAGGUGAUCCCAUGAGGUUGAGGUUUGAAUUUCGCAGGAUAAGCCACGUUCAUUGUUGGUGGUGGCCACGACUUUGAAUUGUGGUAUAUCUUAUACUUUAUUAGUGGAGUUGCUUGCGCUUCACGAUGCGAUGUUGUCAAGCGAGAAAUCUCAUGUCAAUGACCUUUUGUGGAAGAUGCCAAGUUGGUCUUAGACAAGGUCAAAGUAGGCCAAGCCUUUGACGCACGGGGUGGUGCGAUAUCGGAGGAUAUUCUGGAGUUGGUUAAUGAGUUUGAACAAUUUGAAGUUCAAUUUGUGGGUCGUCGUUGUAAAAGGGUUGCUCAUUUGGUGGCAAAAAAAUCUUUUUUUUUUUGUUCCCUUCCUUUGUUGGGUUCGAUUUUACGUCUUGAUUGUUUUUGUCAUGUGAGUUUCAUGUGUCUGGCUGUUUGCUGUUUUCAUGGUAAUACGAGUGAUUUUUUUUGUGUGUGUGGGGGUGGGAGGGGGGGGGGGGGGGGGGACAGAUGCAUCAUAUUACCUGGUUGUUAUGGUAUAUAGGGCGACACCUUGCAUCUAGGAGUGUGCAACAGUUUGGUCCAUAUUGAACCGCACUAGACCAAACUACAUUUUGACCAUACCGAAUUGAUAUAAUGUAAUCUCGUAGUCCCAUAAAUAUUAUAAAUAUUGAAAAAAGAUCGAACUGAUAUUUGAACCAGAUCAAAUACGAUAAAAUACACUAUUAGCCCAAUUCUUAAUUCAAAAAUAUUUUUCACAAUUAAAUCGCAACUUUCAUGAACCGGUCCAAACCGUUGCACACUCAUACCGCAUCCCAAUUUAUCUUCUCGUUCCCCAACUAAAAAAACGGCGUUCAGCUAAGUAACUCGAGAAGGGACGAGAGGGCGUCUAGUAAACUCAAGUCUAAAAGGAGUGGAGUGGAUACAAACGCCCCAAUCCCCAAUCAGAUAACAAACCCAAUCCCCUCCCAAAACUCUCUGUAUUUCCUUUCUUCUCUGCUCCGCCUCCGCCAUGGCAAUCUCCGCCUCCGCCACAGCUUCCUCUUCCUCGAGGCUAGCUGCCGUCUACUCACCAGCCGCCGCUUCCCCCUCCUCUCCGGCCGCUACUUUCAACUUCGCCUCGAAACCUACCAAAUUGACCCUCCUCUCUUCCUCCUUCAUCUCCCCUUUCCUCCCCACCACCACCACCACCACCUCCCUCCCCCGCCACCGCGGCGGAGCCUCCUUCACAGUCCGAGCAGCUAGGGGAAAGUUCGAGCGGAAGAAGCCCCACCUCAACAUCGGCACAAUCGGCCAUGUCGACCACGGCAAGACAACCCUCACCGCCGCCCUAACCAUGGCCCUCGCCUCCAUGGGCAACAGCGCGCCCAAGAAGUACGACGAGAUCGACGCCGCCCCCGAGGAGAGAGCCCGCGGCAUCACCAUCAACACCGCCACCGUCGAGUACGAGACCGAGAACCGCCACUACGCCCACGUCGACUGCCCCGGCCACGCGGAUUACGUCAAGAACAUGAUCACCGGCGCUGCGCAGAUGGACGGGGCUAUCCUCGUCUGCUCCGGCGCAGACGGGCCCAUGCCCCAGACCAAGGAGCACAUCUUGCUCGCCAAGCAGGUCGGCGUUCCCAACAUGGUGGUGUUCUUGAACAAGCAGGACCAGGUGGAUGACGAGGAGCUGCUGCAAUUGGUCGAAUUGGAGGUUCGUGAGCUGUUGUCUUCUUAUGAAUUUCCUGGUGAUGAUAUCCCAAUUAUCUCUGGUUCUGCCCUUUUGGCAUUGGAAGCUUUGAUGGCCAAUCCAGCCAUUAAACGAGGGGACAACGAAUGGGUUGAUAAAAUCUAUCAGCUGAUGGAUUCUGUGGACGAGUACAUUCCAAUCCCACAGCGGCAGACUGAAUUGCCAUUCUUGCUUGCUGUGGAAGAUGUGUUCUCCAUCACAGGUCGUGGCACUGUGGCCACUGGCAGGGUUGAAAGAGGAACGGUCAAGGUUGGCGAGACUGUUGACCUUGUGGGUUUGAAAGAUACUAGGAAUUUCACUGUUACUGGAGUUGAGAUGUUCCAGAAGAUUUUGGAUGAGGCCCUGGCUGGGGAUAAUGUAGGGUUGUUGCUUAGAGGUGUGCAGAAGGCUGAUAUUCAGAGAGGGAUGGUGUUGGCUAAACCAGGCUCCAUUACUCCCCACACUAAAUUUGAGGCCAUUGUCUAUGUCUUGAAAAAGGAAGAAGGAGGGAGGCAUUCCCCGUUUUUUGCAGGUUACAGGCCGCAGUUUUACAUGAGAACCACUGAUGUCACCGGGAAGGUUUCGUCGAUUAUGAACGAUAAGGAUGAGGAGUCGAAGAUGGUUAUGCCCGGCGAUCGAGUGAAGUUGGUGGUGGAGCUCAUUAUGCCCGUUGCUUGUGAACAAGGGAUGAGGUUUGCUAUCAGAGAAGGAGGGAAGACCGUUGGAGCUGGUGUUAUCCAGAAAAUCCUUGAGUAAGAUUAGUUUUGGAAGAGGACCGAAAUGGAUUCGAUUCGAUUCUUCUCUGAGGAAUUCGAUCUCCUUCCUCUAUGUCCUCUACUGUAUGCAAGUCAGUUUGAUCAUUUUCGGGAACAACUUUUGAGAACACUGAAUGCCAUGCCAUAUACUUUUUUUUGCAGCUUUGUUCUUCUUUUGCACCUUUCCCAUGAUGCUUAGUUUAGAUGGAAAUUCUUGCAAUGAUUCAAAUGUGACUUGUCAAUGUCGGAUUAUGCCUCUUUCUCUGGAUAUUUGUUUGACUGUCGUUUUGGUUUAACACCUGCAGACCUUUGUGACCCUUUCAGUUGCUUAGCAUAACCAAUUUUAGAUUGCCUGAUAAGCAAUUUAGAAGUCCACAGUGUUGGAUGUUAAGUCAGAAUGAUUUAUUUCUUGUCUAGGAGGAGAUUAAGCAGACCAUUUCAUUGUGAUGGUGCUCUAGCCUUGGAUCAUGUUGUCUGCAGAUGUCCUUGUGAUACUUAUCUCGCGUUUUUUCGCUCCAUCCCCGAUGGAUCUUUACCUUAUUGUUCCGGGUUCAUGGUUCGAGAUUGUGUUUGACGGCUCAACCAUUUAGUUUGGGUUAUCCUAUAGAUGAUGAUCAGGUCAGACACAAAAAUAUGUCGUCAGCCUUCAUGUAGCUGAUUCUUGUUAGGCUUACCAUUUGAUGUUCUGAUCUCUGAGACUUUGACUGGUCUGUUGAGACUUGCGACUCAUUUGGGCUUUAGAAUGGUGAACAAUGUUCAACAAUGGAGGACCUUCAUACCAUUGCAAGGACUUUCAUUUCAACACAUUAGAGUAACACUAAUCACUUGUAUAUGCUCAAUCCUAGACAGUGGCGGGCUUUGCUAUGGAUUUAUUUCGAAUUUCGAAGAGUCAGGGUCAUUGAUCAUUCUUCUUAGUGUAUUAUUCGGUCUUUCUAAUACAAGGACUAGACAAAAUAUUUAAAAUGAUAGAUUGGUGCAUAUUGCAUAAUAGAACCAACUGAAUAUCUUGGUUAAAAAAUCUUAGACACAAGAUAUUACACUAAGGGGUUGUUUGGAAGUUGCCGAUUGUUUUGUUGAGAUUGUCAUUAUGCAUGUAUUGUUUACAAUGCAUCGUUUUUUUUUUGCUUUUUUAGCAGAAACAAUACAUGGAUUGUUUCUAUGAUGUGACAGAAACUAUAACUCAUUUUGAGUGAUUGUUAUAUCUCUGUUUUUAGCUGAUGCUACAUACACAAUCACAUAUACCAAACGUUGUAUUCUACAAUGCAUCAAAUUCGACAAUACAUGUAUAAUAUUAUACAUGCAUUCUCAACAAAACAUCUAUUUAACAAUCGCAACUUCCAAAGGACCCCUAAGAGGGUUGUUUGGAAGUUGUGAUUGUUAAAUGAAUGUAUUGUUGUGAAUACAUGUAUAAUAUUAUACAUGUAUUGUUUAAUUUGAUGCAUUGUAGAAUACAACGUUUGGUAUGUCUGAUUGUUUAUGUCACAUCAUCUAAAAGCUGAGACAAAACAAUCUCAACUCAACUAUCUCAACAAUUACAACGAAAAGUUGAGAUAUAACAAUCACUCAUUUUGAGUGAUAGUUUCUGUCACAUCACAGAAACAAUCCAUGCAUUGUUUCUGAUAAAAAAACGAUGCAUUCUAAACAAUACAUGUAUAGUAACAAUCUCAACAAAAUCGCAACCUCCAUUGAGGUUUGAGGACAUGAGUCAAAAUUAGGAUAUUGAACUAUUAUUAGUUGGUAUGUUAAAUGUUGGGUACUUGCAAUACAAUUUUAUGAUAAGU
Messenger RNA from Linum trigynum, 4751 nucleotides. NCBI's taxonomy places the organism in Eukaryota, Viridiplantae, Streptophyta, Magnoliopsida, Malpighiales, Linaceae. The record is from the annotation of a GenBank genome assembly.